UCUGUUUUUUUGUUCCUUCUUCUGUCACCAUUUUCAAUCUUCAUGUAACCUUUUAAGAUAAUUUCUUCUUCUUUUUCUUCCUGUUAAUUUCUCUGAAGAUUGCUUGUAUCUUCGUGAUCGCUUUUUGCAAUCACAAUAAUGUCUAACCGUUCCUUCAAGAAUUUCAUAGAAGAAGAACUUGGAACAUUCCCGCAGUUCUUAAUCUACGCUCUUCUUGAAUGGAUCCUCAUCAUUAUCCUCUUCAUCGAUGGCUUCCUCGCUUUCUUCUCUAACCAAAUCGCUAAAUUCUUUGACCUCAAAAUCCCCUGUCUUCUCUGCACUAGACUAGACCAUGUUCUUGUCAGAAGAAACCCUGAUUUCUAUUACAACGACUCGAUAUGCGAUGCUCACAAGAAGAAUGUCUCAUCUCUCGCUUACUGUCAUGUUCACAAGAAACUCUCUGAGAUCAAACGAAUGUGUGAAGGAUGUCUUCUUUCUUUCGCCACCGAGAAAGAAUCAGAUGUUGAUACUUACAAGUCUCUUAUUGGAAUCUUACAUAAGGAUCUUGAGCUUCUUAUCGACGAUGAACGUGAGCUUCAAUUGGCUUUUCCAGCUGCGGGUUCGAAGAAAGAUGAAAACUUCUAUCAGAACAAUAACCAAUCUUUCUUCGCAGCUCCUAGUCCGUCUCCAAGAGUUUCAUUCAAUCAAAGAACUUUGGAUUUGUCUAAUAUUAAAUACACGGAUUCACCCGAGGAUGAUGAUGCUGUUAACACGAAAGGCGCUUCAGUGGAUCCAGUUGAUGACAGAACUCCGAGUUUUGUAAAAGGAGGCAAUAAAUUCUUUGGCAUUCCGCUUUCUGAUUCGGCUCAGAAUAGUCCGCGAUGGUCUGUUCGAUCUAUGAAGAAAUCUCUGAUUGAUCAGAAUGGUUCAGAGAGCGAAGUGUUGGAUGGAGAUUCGAUACUUCAGCAUCUAAAUAGACAGGUUAGAUUGGACCGUAAGUCAUUGAUGGAUUUGUACAUGGAGUUAGACGAAGAGAGGAGUGCUUCAGCUGUUGCAGCAAACAAUGCAAUGGCUAUGAUCACAAGACUUCAAGCCGAGAAAGCUGCGGUUCAAAUGGAGGCAUUGCAGUAUCAGAGAAUGAUGGAUGAGCAAGCGGAAUAUGAUCAAGAAGCUUUGCAGUCUAUGAAUAGUUUGUUGGUUAAGAGAGAAGAGGAAAUGAAAGAGCUUGAAGCUGAAAUUGAAGUUUAUAGAUUGAGAUAUGGAUUGUUGAGAGAAGAAGGAGGAGAAGCAGAAGAGUUUCUUGAUGAAGAGACUAAACCGGUCUCAGAUUUGCCUGUUUGUUCUUCAAAUCAUGAAGAAGAAUUGGAACAAAUGAAAGAUUCAGCUGAGGAUUCUAAAGCUAACAAUGGUGUGAUGAUCAUAGAGGAAGAAAAAGAGAGUGGAAGCAGAAAAGAUGUGUUAGUGAAGGAAAUUUCAGAGAUUACAGAGAGACUAAAUGCAAUUGAAUCAAAAGGUGAAUUGUUGCAGCAAAUUUCAGAUGUUUUAGAUGUUAGUGAAGGAGAAGCAAUUCUAUUACAGAUAUCUCAGAAUCUGCAUAUGCUUCGUAGUUUCAUUGAAAUGCCAUCAGAAUCAUGAAUCUGUUUUACUUACACUUCUUUUAUUAUCAGAAGAAAUGAAAACAACAUCCUUGUAUCAAAUCUGUAUGUAACUGAUACUGACAAUUUUAUUACAGAACAAGCAAAGAGCAUUUUUUCUGCCUUGUCUCUUACUUCAACUUCAAUCUUGAAUCUGUUCUGUUUUUUUAGAACUUUGGUUGAAUCUUUCUUCGAUGAUUCAUUGAAUCUAAAACCCUGACACCAAGUAAUUAUUGUUCCUAGUUAAAAAAUAUUAUUUAUGAAA
Arabidopsis arenosa is the source of this 1878-nucleotide messenger RNA. Lineage: Eukaryota; Viridiplantae; Streptophyta; Magnoliopsida; Brassicales; Brassicaceae. The record is from the annotation of a GenBank genome assembly.